GGGGGAGAAGAAAGAGAGAGAGAGAGAGAGAGAGAAAGAGAAGAAACGGAAGGAGUCGAUGUGUUCGAGAACAGGCCGGGCCAAUCCCAGCUUUCGGUUGUUAUCGUGAGUUCUCCGGCUGAGUUCAUCCGGGGAUGCGAACGCGAUCGUUCCUUAGUCACUCGCAACGUAUCGUCGCGUGUUAACUCAACCUCAUCCGCGAUUACGUCCCUUCGUUUUUCGUCAUCACGCGAUUUCUGACGACACUUCUCAUUUCGAAUAACAUUUCUUUUCUCUAUCUCUCUUUCUCUCUCUCUUUUCUUUUCCAUUUUUUUCUUUCUUUUCUUUUUGUUUCAUUUCGCUUUGUUUUUCGUGUUAUCAAUAACGCAGGAGAAGAUAUUUCGACGAGGAGGACUUCGAAGAAUAGAUAACCAAAAACGAAAAUGGCAUCGAAGGAGAGUAAGAUGGACGAGCUGGAGUCAAAAACGCUUGAACAAAAUGGACGAAAUUUUAAAAAAGAAGAAAUGCAACUCGAGGAUGUUAAUGACAAUAACAACGAGAGUAUCGAGGUCGAAAUGGUGGUACCACCGGACGGUGGAUGGGGCUGGGUGAUCGUUGCAGCUUCAUUUCUCUGCAAUCUAUUCGUAGACGGGAUUAUUUUCAGUUUCGGAGUUUUCCUCAACGAUAUUACAGAGGCAUUCAAUGUCUCGCAUGCGAGCGUAGCAUUGGUUGGUUCCCUUCAAACAGGAUUCUAUCUAAUGGCCGGACCAUUCGUAUCCGCUUUAGCGAACAGAUACGGUUUCAGGCUGGUAGCGAUACUUGGUAGCGUACUUAGCUGCAUCGCCUUCGUCUUUUCAUACUUCAGCGCGUCCAUAGAGUUUCUUUACGUUUCCUACGGUGUCCUCGGAGGUAUUGGAGUUGGUCUGAUAUACGUUCCUGCUGUUAUAACAACCGGCUUUUACUUCGAAAGAUGGCGAGCUUUGGCAACCGGUAUCGCAGUGUGCGGCUCCGGAAUCGGUGCCUUCUUAUUAGCUCCGAUUUCGGAUUUACUUAUAAAGUCCUACGGUUGGCGAGGUGCCCUCCUUUUUCAAGCAGGAAUGCUGUUGAAUUGCGCCAUAUUCGGUGCGAUGUUUCGACCAUUGAAACCAACGCGAAUCAAGAUAAAACCAACGCAGGAGAAUGCUGUUAUUGAGGCAAAAAGUACAUUAAUUGGCAAAGGUGUUUCAACGGCCUCAUUACAUUGUGUUCAACCAAACAGAAAUGGAUUUUUUGGUACCAACAACAACACCGAGUAUCCAACAGCGGCUCAGCUUAUUGGCAGCAGUCCAAAUAUAGUAAAUGCAUCGAAGUCGUUGCAUUCGCUUCAUAAGAUCCACGUGCAGCCACGAAAUUUAGAAAGAAAGUUGAAUACGUCGGAGAAGAGACUUUCGGCACCGAUUUAUCCCGAUCUCGACGUCGAUUACGAAGAUAACAAAUCGAUCGAGGAAGAGAAUAAUCUUCUAGGCGGUGACAUGGAUAGACUUAAUGGGAAAAUACCAACGAUACGCAGACAUACGAUCAGUGGUCGCCGACUUCGUGCAGACUCGGACUGCAGCCAGAAAUCUCUUAGAACGUGCAACAGGCGAAAUACAACGAGUAAGGACCCCCAGAGACCAUUUUACAGAGAUGAUAUUUUCUAUGGAGGAUCUUUGAACAGAUUAGCGCACUACAAGUCGCAACUUUCGUCGGUUGGUUAUCACAUGUCUGUGACACGAUUGCCAACGGCCACCGAUGUCGAAGAGGAAAAGAGCGGUACCUGUUAUCUCUGUCCGGAAAGCGUGCGCCGAAUUUUGACGACUAUGCUCGAUCUCAGUCUUUUAAAGAGCCCUUCCUUCCUGAUCCUUGCCAUUUCCGGUGGACUCACAAUGAUGGGCUUUUAUACACCUUUCAUCUACCUUCCAGAUCGUGCCAAAAUGGCUGGAAUUGAAGCUUCUUCGGCUAUGUUCCUCGUUUCUGUCGUGGGUAUUGGAAAUACCAUAGGUCGUGUCGCUUGCGGCCUUGCAGGUAGUAUACCUGGCGUUGAUGCUCUCGUCGUUAAUAAUAUAUUUAUCAGCAUUGGUGGAUUAUUAACCAUGCUAUCUGGAUUAUCAUUAAGUGAGGGAUAUCAAUUCUUUUACGCCGUCUGUUUCGGUCUUAGCAUAUCCGUGUUCGCAUCGCUAAGAUCGAUCCUCGUAGUAGAUCUUCUAGGGCUAGAGAAACUGACGAACGCAUUUGGAUUGCUCCUACUGUUUCAAGGCGUGGCAGCGGCGGUAGGCGCGCCUCUUGCAGGAGCAUUUAAGGAUGCAACGGGUAGUUACGAUGCUUCAUUCUAUCUUUCUGGUAGUCUGAUUUUCCUUUCGGCCGCGAUCUGUUAUCCUUUGAAGAGGAUCAAUCAAUGGGAGAAACGCAGAAACGAAAAUAAGGGCAGUGACGACUCGAUAAAAUCCUGAUCGAAAGUGAAAGUACGGACUAUGUAUGUUGAUUGUGUGUGUGUGUAUGUAUAUAUGUAUAUAUAUAUAUAUAUAUAUAUAUAUAUAUAUAUACAGUAGAUGUAUACAGUAGAACCUCCAUUAUCAGAAUAACGUUCUUUUUUAUGGAACUUUGUUAAAGAAAAGAAAAGAAUAAUUUUGGAUGUUCCGGUUAAACGGCAAUCCAAAAUUAAUAAC
This is a messenger RNA of Vespula pensylvanica (western yellowjacket), 2663 nucleotides long. Its product is annotated as monocarboxylate transporter 3. Bases 423 to 2447 code for a protein of 674 amino acids. Gene Ontology annotation, molecular function: monocarboxylic acid transmembrane transporter activity. Gene Ontology annotation, biological process: transmembrane transport; monocarboxylic acid transport. The record is from RefSeq and is a predicted model, not a curated record. The transcript is spliced from 12 exons. Lineage: Eukaryota; Metazoa; Arthropoda; Insecta; Hymenoptera; Vespidae.